CCCUUUGCCCUUGUGCUGCAGGCCCCCGUUUCUCGAUUUGGCCAGCAUUUCCCGUUGACAACGGUUUGGCAAUCACCAGAACCUUCUUAUCUCCAGAUCUUCGUUCUUUGUUAUCGACAACUAUAUGUAGGUAUAUAUACCUGGCAACCGUCUUAGGUUCAGAGUCAGUACCACAUGGUGCAAUUCUUGCGCAUCAACCGAGGAGUCCAAGAGCAACCAUUAAAGCAACCAGGCUAUCGUCCCGAAUGGCUCCGCGAAACGUCGCUAUCUUUCGCUUAAAUCGACACUCAUCACGCCUAUCAACUUUCCUUCGUUGCAAUGGAAGGCACUCUCGAGCACACCCCCGAGCCUCCCUCCGAGCUCCCCCCUGAGCCUCCGCCUCACUCCCAUGGACCCUUAAGGUCAUCUAUCACAUGGCCGACUGGUAUCUGGUGGGACAACAAGCGGGCAAUUUCGCCGUUAUGGAGAGAGCUCCCAAUUGAACUCGUCCAAAAGAUUUUGAAUCACCUCAUUGAGAGCUUCAUCAACAGGUGUUUUUUCAACGACGAAUGUGAGUUUGAUGCCGACGGAAAGCUCGUCCUUUCCCCGUCCAUCGGCAUUGCCAAUGGUAUGUCAUUCAAAACCUGGAACCUUCGCCGUGAGUCUCUCUUCAGGCGUCAGAGACCUCUCAUUGAGCGCCACUUCCGAGACGAAUGGUUGAGCAGGGUGACGCUCUACCUGUGCCUUGACGCCGAGAUUGAAGCCCCCUCUCUUCGAUACUUCCACUUUCCCGAGUCGGAAGAUCAUCACGCCAUGGUGAGGGCUGGCCCCUCCCAAGACAGCCAGCGGGAUAGCGGAACGAAGGUCACUUUCUUCCUUUACAAGCCCGAAGAAAAUGGAUUCGUCGUAGACGAGGGGCUCAUGACACUGAAGGAACUGAUGGACGAUCUCCUUGAUGCUUGGGACGACUAUGUUGAGGACAGAACUUCGAGCUGCCUCGUUGUUGGGGUUCGUGCCAGAACUUGGCAGAAAGACGUUAUUGAAUUUAACCGGGCCAUGGAUAUGUACAAUCUCCGCAAGGGUUCAGUUGACCUGGAGGGCUUGGAGGUGUCUGAGGAUGGCAGGUACAUUCGGUUCAGGUGGGAGGAUUUCAUCACGGCGAUGGUGAACUGGUUCCUCUACGAGACAGAGGAAGAGCGAAGCUUGCCCCUGUAG
Messenger RNA from Neurospora tetraspora, 1194 nucleotides. RefSeq lists its product as uncharacterized. The transcript has a single exon. The coding region runs from base 319 to 1194 and encodes 291 amino acids. NCBI's taxonomy places the organism in Eukaryota, Fungi, Ascomycota, Sordariomycetes, Sordariales, Sordariaceae. The record is from RefSeq and is a predicted model, not a curated record.